UCCCUCCUCCUCCUCCUCUUCUCACUUCAUCCUGCCUCGACUCGCCUCGACACCUCCGGAGCUCACUUGCUGUGUUUUCAAAGAUCUGUCUCUGCCAUGACCGAUUAUACAGCAGUUGUUCAUGCAAUUUUGCAGGAGUCGCCUACUGCCAGGAAGAACCUCACAGACAACCAGAGCAAUCUCCUGAGAGUCGCUGACUACUGCGAGGACAACUUCCUGAAGGCGGAUGAUCAGACCAGGGCGGUGGAGGAGGCCAAGGCUCUGGCCAUCCAGUCUCUGGCCUCGGUCACCUACCAGAUCAACAGUGUGGCCAGCAGCCUGCUGAAACUGCUGGACGCUCAGACCAUGCAGAUCAGUCAGCUGGAGUCUUCAGUCAACCUGCUGACCCUGGCCGCAGCGAUCCACUAUGAGAAAGUGGCUCGGCGGGAGAUUGGCAGUUUCACUACUCCAAAAACCAAAAGCCGCUCCAGACUUCUGGCAGCGCCAGCCUCAGGGAAGGAGCCAGAGAGGAGCUACACCCGAGUCCCCAUAUCGUACUCUAGCCUGGACUCCGUUGGACAUUGUUUUCAGACGUCCUCACAGCCAGCCACAAACAGAAGUGAGAGCUCGGAUGCCACGGUGACUGUCACUGAGCAUGUGGUCUCCAGUUUUGGAAUUGCGGUGCCGCUGCCCUCAGUCCCCUCGCUCACCUCCGAUGACAGCGUCCUCCCACCUCCCCCUCCUGAUGCUUCCGACCAAGCCUUCGCUGGUGCUCCUCCUCCACCUCCUCCUCCAUCCAUGAUUUCUCCUUCCGGUCUACCUCCACCUCCCCCUCUCAUGUCAGGAGCAGCCGCUCCUCCCCCACCUCCUCCUCCAUCCAUGAUUUCUCCUUCCAGUCUGCCUCCACCUCCCCCUCUCAUGUCAGGAGCAGCCGCUCCUCCCCCACCUCCUCCCUCCUUCUCUGGUCUGGGAGCAGCAGAGGUCCCCCUUCCACCUCCUCCUCCACCUGGACUAUCACCAGCACCUACUCCCCCUCCACCUCCUCUUCCAUUAGGAGGUGCCUCCAUCCCGCCACCUCCUCCUUUGGGACUGGGAUCAGCUGAUUUUUCAGCUCCUCCACCACCACCUGCGGCGGGUUCCGCAUUUCCCCCACUAGGAGGCGACCUCCCACCUCCUCCACCACCACCUCCCACCGGCCCCUCUAAUAGUGCACCUCCUCCUCCUCCUCCUCCACCUCCACCACCACCUUUCUAGUAAACAGCACAUUGCAAUCCAGGGUUUCUGCCCGUGAGAACCCUUAUAAAAAGAAGCACAAGCAAUAUAGAAGCAAUGAAGCUGAGGGAAAGGUCUUGACAUUUACUGAAUUGGUGACAAUAAAAAUGUUUUAAUCAUGAUAGUAAAUCUCUCUCCAGUCAGAGUGCUGUCUCUUCCUAUGUCUGCGACUUGAGUUCUGCGAGUAAAGGACUUCAGUCAUUGUGAUGUUUCUUUGAGGAUUUGUCAGUGAAAAACACGCCGAAAACCAUCAUGAUCGUGUGUUAUGUGUUAGCCACUUGAUUCGAUGUUUCCACUUUGUCUUAAUGUGUUUGAUCGCGAGUGAUUUCAUCUUCAAAAAGAGAUAAUUUCUCUGAUGGCAUGGCUGCUCUCAUUAAAGCCGUGGUGCUGCUCCCAUGCUCAUCUACAUGUAGUGGAAACCCCGCAAAUAGUGAUGGGUCCAUGAGGCUCCAUGACACAGUUUUGAAGGGUUGUUGAGGUUUCGUGGCUCGGUGUCCAGAUUUUCUGAUUUUUCUCAGCUGUAAAAUGCUUAGACUAAGUCAAUGAAACCUCACAUCAUUUCUAAACUGAGAGCGCCAUCUAGUGGCCUCUGAAAAUUAGGCCGCUGUUUCGUCCACCCUGCAAUACUGUUUCAUGAUACCUCAUCUACCCAUCACUACCUGCAAUAAUCUGAAGAGGCAUCUGACCCAAGAGCAUAUGUUAAAAUAUUUUUUUGCUCUGCUCUUAUACUCAGUUUGUUAUUUUUUUUGUCCAAAAUGAAAUAUUUUCGUUAUCGUAAUGCGUAUUUGACAGACAAAAUAUUCAACAUGAUCUGACACAGAUCAAUAAAUAGUCUUGUGAAAUCACACCCGUUCAAUGAGAGGGAUGUGGAAUAUCCAGCGUCGACCUGAAAAUCGAUAAAUACAUGUCAAUUCAAUAAUGAUUAAAUUAUUGUUGUCAAAUUUCAGUGUUUCAUUUCUUAUUUUGUUGUCAGCUGUGAGAGAUAAAUGAUGAAUAUGAAAGAUAAACCAUGAAU
Molecule: messenger RNA, 2266 nt
Organism: Synchiropus splendidus (mandarinfish)
Lineage: Eukaryota; Metazoa; Chordata; Actinopteri; Syngnathiformes; Callionymidae
Gene: abi3b
Product: ABI family, member 3b
Exons: 5
Coding region: 97-1233 (378 amino acids)
Cellular component (GO): lamellipodium
Molecular function (GO): SH3 domain binding
Source: RefSeq, a predicted model, not a curated record